UCGGGGCCUUCUCAGCAGCUCUGUUCGAAAAUCGGCUGAAAAUGUCGACUGCGAAGCGACAGCUCGCGGUCCGCGACCACUAACUCGCCCCCGCAAACUAUGGCCGCCAAGAAAACCAAGAAAAAAAUCCGGUCCCUGUAGCGCGUUGCCGGAAAACAUCGCUUCUUUGCAACCCCCGUGUGGUUCCUGUGAGUUUUCCGACCGAAGAAAAAACUGAGUGAUUUACGAAAACGGGAAACUGUGAAAAACGAUGGAAUUUCCGUGGCGUGUGGGCGGAAAUGUGAACGUGUCGGUGAAUGCGAGGGGCAUGUGACCGGGGUGAAGGUGACGAAAAUGCAGAAGGAAAACAGUAACGCUGCGGAGGUUCAGCACCAAUAUGUUGGACCGUACCGCUUGGAAAAGACUCUCGGAAAAGGACAAACAGGACUGGUUAAAUUGGGGGUGCAAUGCGUCACUGGAAAGAAAGUAGCGAUUAAAAUUAUUAACAGGGAAAAAUUGAGCGAGAGCGUUUUGAUGAAGGUGGAACGAGAAAUAGCUAUAAUGAAACUAAUAGACCAUCCUCACGUCCUAGGACUGACGGAUGUUUACGAAAAUAAAAAAUAUUUGUAUUUAGUAUUAGAACACGUCUCUGGCGGCGAACUAUUCGACUAUCUAGUGAAGAAAGGCCGUCUAACACCUAAAGAAGCCCGUAGAUUCUUUCGCCAAAUAAUAUCAGCAUUAGAUUUUUGCCACAGCCAUUCUAUCUGCCAUAGAGACCUAAAACCUGAAAACCUGCUGCUCGAUGAGAAAAACAAUAUAAAAAUAGCGGAUUUUGGAAUGGCCUCCUUACAGCCGAUGGGAUCCAUGUUGGAAACAAGUUGCGGCUCACCCCAUUACGCAUGUCCGGAAGUCAUCAGGGGUGAAAAAUACGAUGGUAGAAAAGCGGACGUAUGGUCUUGUGGAGUGAUAUUGUACGCCCUAUUGGUCGGUGCUCUGCCCUUUGAUGACGAUAACCUCAGGCAACUGCUGGAGAAGGUAAAAAGAGGCGUGUUUCACAUCCCGCACUUUGUACCCCCGGAUUGUCAGAGUCUGUUACGAGGAAUGAUCGAGAUCAAUCCAGAUAAAAGGCUAACGUUAACAGAAAUUAACAAGCACCCUUGGGUAACCGCUGGAGGAAAGGGUGAACUCGAAUUGGAACUUCCCAUGAUGGAAGUAGUACAGACACACGUGUUGCCGUCCAUCGAAGCUGUAGACCCAGAUGUUCUACAAGCAAUCUGCAGUUUGGGUUGUUUCAAGGAAAAAGAAAAACUAAUUCAACAUCUACUUAGCCCCAGUCAUAAUACUGAAAAGGUGAUAUAUUUUCUAUUGCUGGAAAGAAAAAGACGCAGGCCUGCGUACGAGGAUGAAACGACUGACUCAGUUUUAAGGAUACGACCAAACGAAUCAUUGGAUCCACCGAAAAAGAGAAUCGACACUUGCAGAGUGAACGGGCAGACUAGUUUGCAGUUUGGACAAAUCAGCGAAGGAUCUCCUCUAACACCAAGAAGGUCCCACUAUAAACGACAUCAUGCAAGAAGAAGCCCCUCAACUGGUAGCACUCACAGCAGCCUUAGUGUUCAUUCACCUACGAGAUCAUCUGGCGCUUCUAGCCCUGUAAUGUUUAACAGUAGUAUCACACCUACUAAUACUCACUCUGGAAUGUCUUCGCCUGUAAGCCAACGCUCGACGCCGUCCCACCACGCGCCCCCCUCCUCCACUCACCGCGUCUCCGCCCACGUGACGGCUAACACACACGUGACGGUGACCCCGCCCCCGGCCACGCCCACCCACCACCGAGCCAAUAGCAGCGGCGGCGCGUCGGUGAUGUCGCUGACGUCACCGGAAAGCGACGCCGCCAGCUUGGUGGCAGGCUCUAAUAUAUUGACCCCGAUGACCCCGCCCGGCUCGCCGCACCUGAGUACGACCAGCCAUCACUGGAGGUCGAGACUGACCACUAUCAAAAACAGUUUUCUCGGCUCCCCGAGGUUUCACAGGCGAAAAUUACAAACUUCUUCUGAAGAAGUUCAUCUAACUCCCGAGUCGUCUCCAGAAUUAACGAAAAAGUCCUGGUUUGGAAGUUUGAUGACAACAGAAAAGGACGAGACCUUCACCAUAUUGGUGAAGGGCAAGCCGUUAGCUACAGUAAAGGCUGAUCUGAUACAUGCUUUCUUAUCGAUAGCAGAGUUGAGUCAUUCCGUCUCAAGUCCCAUGUCAUUCCGAGUGGAAUAUAAGAGGGGCACGGCAGGACCGGCAAUGUUCCAGAGGCACGUGCGAUUUCAAGUUGACAUUUCCAUUAUAACGAAGCAAACGGAGAAUGCCAAGGAACAUUUAUAUGCCAUAACUUUCACGUUGUUAUCAGGUAAUAUACGACGUUUUCGACGGGUUUGUGAGCAUAUCCAAGCGCAGGUUUGCACAAGAAGGCCUCCACCUAGUCCUAGGGCCCAAAGAAAAUUCACAACAGACUUGUCAGAGAGCUCGUCCUGUGGGUCGGAUUCCAGUGAAUUGUAUCUUAACACUAGACAAGUCAACGUGCUCCAGCUUGAAAACAGUGACUUGGAGAGCGAAUGUAGCGUGUUCGACGUUCGCACCGCCUCCAGGGAGGUGUCCAGACGGGCCUCCACCAAUAACAACACGGAGAACUGCGAACAGAACCCGCCCGGCACGCCCAAAGCGGUCCGGUCCAACUCGGAAAACACCGACUCCUGCGAGAAAACCUGCAUCACCACCAUGUCGGGCAGUUCAAUUGCGUAAUAUUGGGCGGGGCUAGUGGGCGGUCUCUGGCUGUUGUACAAGCGCUACGGCGCCGCGCUUACCUGCUGGUACGGUCAAGUGUUGCGAUUCGCCGUUCUUAUUGGCCGGAGGGCGUGGUGGCGUCGCUCUAAGGGCGUGGCUCAAUAACCAAAGACAUUUCCGAAGAAAAAAAUCGCAUUUUUUGUUUUAUGAAGUAGAAUUUUACAAGAAUAUGAGACUCAAAAUAUAUUUGAGUGAUAAUUGUGAUUAUUAUUUAUAUUUAUUAUUAAUUAAUAGUUUAUUGGUUAUAUUUUUUUCCUCAAUAUGUCUUUGGUUUGCCACUACGAAGUUUCAGUGAGUGAAGAAGACUUAAUGCUUAAUUAUACGUUUAAACCGUACGAUAUACGUUAUUUAAAACUGUUUUUGUAGCUUAAUAAAUGGAUAAAAGCGAUUUUAAAAUUAAUAAGCAGUUCUGCAUUGAAAACUAUUUGGUUUAUAUGUUAUCAAGGCCUGAAAUUUAAGGUUAUUGUAAGACACGCGUUAAUAUAUUAUUGAAGGUGUUUUUUGAAAUGUAAAUUAUUAUUAUUACCAAACCAACUCCUAUGUCAAAGCAGACGUGAUGUAUCGAUAAAUGUCAUGUCAAUAUAGAACUUAUAUCGCCGUUUUAGAAAACACUUUACCCAUAAAUCAAAUAAUACUAAAUAUAUUAACAGGAAGAAAAUAAAAUUUAAUUAUACUCCUGAAAUCGUUAUAGCCUUCGAAUUAGUUAAACUUGAUUUCGUUAUUUUUAAUGUUGAUUCGCGUUGUUGAUUUACUUUGAACACUAUGUAUAUAGUAGAUGACUUACGGUAAUGUGGACGUUUUUUAAAGAAUUCGUUUAAGUAUAUAUAAUUGUGAAGUUUUAUUUUAAAAAAUUAACAGUUACGAUAUUAUAGGGAGUAUGCCAAAAAGUUUGCAACAAAUCGAUAUAUUGAGCGUAUAUUUAUGAAAAUUUGCCAUAUAUAGGUAUAAAAUUAAACUCGGCAUCGAAUAUGUCCAUGAUUAGUAACAAUCAAUUUAAAAAUUGUGCCCUCGAUUAUGUAACUAAAAGUUUAAUUGGUAUCGCUUAUAUGUAUAAGAACUUUUUA
Messenger RNA from Sitophilus oryzae (rice weevil), 3875 nucleotides. Its product is annotated as serine/threonine-protein kinase BRSK2. Bases 334 to 2769 code for a protein of 811 amino acids. The transcript has 14 exons. Gene Ontology annotation, molecular function: protein serine/threonine kinase activity; tau-protein kinase activity; ATP binding. Gene Ontology annotation, cellular component: cytoplasm. The record is from RefSeq and is a predicted model, not a curated record. Gene Ontology annotation, biological process: microtubule cytoskeleton organization; intracellular signal transduction; protein phosphorylation. NCBI's taxonomy places the organism in Eukaryota, Metazoa, Arthropoda, Insecta, Coleoptera, Curculionidae.